Molecule: messenger RNA, 1546 nt
Organism: Triticum dicoccoides
Lineage: Eukaryota; Viridiplantae; Streptophyta; Magnoliopsida; Poales; Poaceae
Product: mucin-19-like
Exons: 7
Coding region: 369-1190 (273 amino acids)
Source: RefSeq, a predicted model, not a curated record
AGCCAGACGUUUCCCGUGCGUUGCGAAGGAGCGAGCGAAGCCUUUGCCCUCGAGCGACGCCACACCAGACCCUUCGCCCUCGCCGCCGCCGCCGAUCCCCUCCCUCAAACGCCGCCGCCCGUCGCUGCCGCCCCCGCCACCUCCCGUCGCGGGCAGGCGGGAGGAGCCCUGCCCGGCCAUGGCGACACCGCCGGCGGCCUCCUCCUCCCCCUCACCUUCUCUCCCUCUCCCAAGGGAGGGAAGGGAAUGGAAGGGAUUUGAUUGGAGCGGUGGAUCUGCGCCCUUGCCGUCUCUUCUUUUCUUCACCGAUUCCAGGAGGAGAUCGAAGUGGGAGGUAGACGAGCAGGAGCGCCGCGUCCGCGACAGCGAUGAGCGACGACCCAGGUUCUCCUCUCCCAUGGCAGGGGUCGGCGAGUGGCAACAGAUGCGGGACACCAACUGGUGGCGCAACGGACAGCGAGAGGCGGGACACCAACUGGGCGCGCCUCUCGCGGCCGACUUCCACGGCGGCGACGUCGUUUACCUUGGCGCCUGCUUCUUUCCGACUCAGCGAUCCCCGCGGGCACCGAUGGAUGGCGACGGGCAGCACGUGCGGCCGCGGAGCCGCGCGCUCCUGGCCGGCGACGAGGAUGACGGGACGUACGCCAGCGACGUGUACAGCGGCAACCUCGCCGCCACGGGCGGGUCUCGUGCUGGCCGGAUCUUGGGGCGGUAGCAGUACUUGGUGCAGCGCCGCCGCGGCGACUACGGCAGCGUCGGGGUCGUCGUCCUCAUCCGCACAGGGAAGCUGGACUGGGAGGUUUGCUGCUUCCGGUCGGCAGACGAUGGCUAUGACGCUAUGCCCAGCACGAGUGCUAACGCCAUCACGGCCAGCACCACUGGCACCAGCAGCCGCUCGGUGUGCUCUCCGGGAUGCUGCAGUCGAAGGGUCGAGCAGGAGCUAUGGAUGCCAGCAAACAAGCCUGUGUAGAUGGCAAUGCAUCAAUCAAAUCGGAUGGAGAACAUCACACAACAGCCUUUCUCCAGGACAUAAAGAAAAUGGUGGCACUUUGGGUUUUGCAGACGCCGCCUCGCGUAGGACUACGAACAUGGGACGCUCGGUCGAGUUUUUCUUAACUCGUCAGGAUUCUCAUGCUGCAAAUUUAGUAACGGGGCAAAUUUUUGGGUGUCCUGAUGUGUUUGCGGAUUGAUGAAAAUUUGGCGAGGGAGAUCAUAAACCAUCGCUCGCUGCAGCACAUCAAUUGUUGAAUUCGUUUGAAGGAGCUGUCAAUUGUUGAAUUCGCUUGAAGGAGAUGGAGCUCGUUUGGCUGAAUUUGCUACUGAGUUGCCACAUUUUGAGGGCCUGCAAUUGAAGAAUACAACACUUGAGAUAACAAUUGAAGAGUACUAGAGUAAUAAUAACUACUGCAAGAGUGAUGUAUUUUCUUUUUGUUGGAGAUUUUCUGCAUCUUUUAUGGACGGUAACAUUUGAGAUAACAAUUUGAUGUGCUAACCAUCAAGAUCAACUUCGACAUGUUUGGUCUCUAAAAGUUACUAUUGACCAUCA